This is a messenger RNA of Ipomoea nil (Japanese morning glory), 747 nucleotides long. RefSeq lists its product as uncharacterized. Lineage: Eukaryota; Viridiplantae; Streptophyta; Magnoliopsida; Solanales; Convolvulaceae. The record is from RefSeq and is a predicted model, not a curated record. The transcript has a single exon. Bases 1 to 747 code for a protein of 248 amino acids.
AUGGAGGGUUACCGUUUUACUUGGGAAAAAGGAAAAGGUACGCUAGCUUGUAUUGAAGAACGAUUGGAUAAAGUGUUAGCAUCUAAUGGUUGGCGUGAGAUUGUGCCUGGGGCCAGAGUUAUUAAUAAUCUGAUGAGGAAAUCUGAUCAUUCUGCGCUGUUUUUGAGUGUCCAUGGGACAUUCCAAAACGGAGGGGGAGGAAGGAGAGGGUUUCGGUUCGAAAUGGCCUGGAUAUAUGAUGAUGGAUGCAGGAAUGUGGUGGAAAAGUCAUGGGAGGAAGGGAGGAGUGAAGGGAUCCAAGACUGUAUAGCACACUGUGGGAACCGAUUGUCCAGAUGGGGCGGAGACCGGUAUCAUAAGUUUGGUGAAAAGAUCAGGCACCUAGGAAAACAGCAAUUACAUCUUAGGGGUCGUACUGAUCUGGCAUCCUUGAAUGAAUUCCAACGCCUAGAAGGAAUUCUGAGCAAUAUGGAGAUCCAGAAGGAUGCUUAUUGGAGGCAGAGAGCCAAGCAACACUGGCUAAAGAAUGCAGAUGCUAAUACAAAAUUCUACCAUAGGUACGCCUCUCAUCGUAAGAAGAAAAAUACUAUUUAUAAACUUAUGAAUCAUAAUGGGGAUUGGGUGGAAGGAGGUGCUAUGAAUACGAUUAUCUUGGAUUAUUUUAGCCAAAUCUUUUCCUCUUGUAAUCCUGUGAAUGGUGACAAUUUAUUUUCUGGAGUAUCCCCGUGUAACCCAGAAUCAGAAUGA